Ceratina calcarata is the source of this 1485-nucleotide messenger RNA. RefSeq names its product ribonucleic acid export 1 (gene Rae1). NCBI's taxonomy places the organism in Eukaryota, Metazoa, Arthropoda, Insecta, Hymenoptera, Apidae. Bases 174 to 1241 code for a protein of 355 amino acids. Gene Ontology annotation, molecular function: protein binding. The transcript is spliced from 6 exons. The record is from RefSeq and is a predicted model, not a curated record.
GCAGACCCUACCAGCCAGUAGUGCGCGUAGUGCGACCGCCAAGAAUCGAGGAUAACCGUUUUAUUUAUCUCUAAUACUUGAAUUUAUUAAAGAUAACUGGUAGAAGGAAUUUAUCUCGUAACUUAAAAAUUAAGAGCAUCCGAAGGGAAAUUGAUCAUCAGCGAUCAUAAAGGAUGUUCAAUCAAAGCGUAGGAUUAAGAACAGGCACGACGACUAGUUCGAAUCCGAUGCAAGAUUUCGAGGUUGUCUCGCCACCGGACGAUUCCAUCUCCAGCCUUGCAUUCAGUCCGGCUUCGAUUCCACAGAAUUUUCUAGUUGCCGGUUCUUGGGAUUGCAAUGUUCGUUGCUGGGAAGUGGAGCAGUCCGGUAAAACGGUUCCUAAAUCGAUACAAUCCAUGGCGGCCCCAGUUUUCGACGUCGCGUGGAGCGAUGACGGGACGAAGGUAUUUAUGGCUGGCUGUGAUAAAACCGCCAAGUGCUGGGACUUGGCGUCGAAUCAAUGUAUUCAAGUCGCUUUACACGAUGCACCUAUUAAAACUUGUCAUUGGAUCAAAGCGAGCACGUAUUCUUGCCUGAUGACAGGUUCCUGGGACAAGACACUGAGGUUCUGGGAUCUUAGAAGCUCCAAGCUCGCGAUGAACAUAAACUUGAUCGAGAGGUGUUACUGUGCAGACGUCGAUUAUCCAAUGGCAGUAGUAGGAACCGCGGGACGCGGAUUGAUAGUUUACCAAUUGGAAGGCACUCCCAGAGAAUACAAGCCGGUGGAAUUGAGUUUAAAAUAUCAGUAUAGAUGCGUUGCAAUUUUUAGAGACAAAAAGAAAGUUCCUACCGGUUUCGCGAUUGGCAGUACGGAGGGUCGAGUAGCGAUACAUCAUUUAAAUGCAAGCUCGAAAGAUAACUUUACUUUCAAAUGCCACAGGACGAACGGGACCCCCAACGGAUACCAAGAUAUUUACGCGGUGAACGACAUCGCGUUUCACCCGGUCCACGGUACCGUUGCGACCGUCGGAGCUGACGGUACGUUCGGAUUUUGGGACAAAGACGCGAGAACCAAGCUGAAAUCCUCGGAACCAAUGGAGCAGCCGAUUACUCGGUGCUGCUUCAAUCACAAUGGGCAAAUAUUUGCAUACGCAGUGUCUUACGACUGGUCGAAAGGUCACGAGUACUAUAAUCCAGCUAAGAAGAAUUCUAUAUUCCUCAGGCCAUGCUUCGAGGAACUAAAGCCGAAAUCAUCGCCGUAAAAUCGGAGAAACGACGGUAUCUUCUUUUCUUCGAUUUCUUUUAAGACCUGUGGUGCGUUUUCAGAUAAUAGAUUUUAUAAUCGUAAUCGCAUUACAAUUGUUUACGUAAAAUAUGACUGUCCUAUGCUCUUUGCUUUUUUACACGAGAAAUGUUUCAGCAUUACUUCGUUAUAAUAAUGACAUUGAAUUGUAAGUUAUAAAUUUGAAAUCCAACAUGCAAUUGAAUUACAGUUUACAUUUUUCA